Messenger RNA from Micromonas pusilla CCMP1545, 483 nucleotides. RefSeq lists its product as uncharacterized. Gene Ontology annotation, molecular function: ureidoglycolate hydrolase activity. The annotation marks the transcript as partial. Lineage: Eukaryota; Viridiplantae; Chlorophyta; Mamiellophyceae; Mamiellales; Mamiellaceae. The record is from RefSeq and is a predicted model, not a curated record. The transcript has a single exon.
GUGAGCCUCGCCGCGGAAGAACUCACCCCCGAGUCCUUCGCGCCGUUCGGACAGAUCGUCAAAGCCGAAGAAGACGGCGCGGUCUUCGGCCCGGACGACGCGCAGCUCGACCUCUCGCGAGGGACGCCGCGGUUCUACAUCAUGCGCCUGCGGGAUAAGGACCUGCGGUUCGAUCGAAUAACGUUCCACGGGAAGGUGACGCAGUGCUUGGGCGCGCUGGGGACGAACCGCGCGUGGUACAUGGCCGUGGGCGAGCCGACGUUAGACGUGCGCGCGCACCCCACGGAGGACACGCUGCGGGUGUUCGAGGUGCCCCCCGGGGUGUUCGUGAAGAUGCACGUCGGGACGUGGCACGCCGGCCCGCUGUUUCGCUGCGACGACGACGUCGGGACGCACAUCGACUUUUACAACUUGGAGCUCGCGGACACGAACGUCGUGGAUCACAACACGCACGACUACGCGACCGCGGACGGAAUAGAGUUC